CACACGUGGGUCGACGGAAAAGUUUUGAAGUCCAACACAGAGAAGUUUGCAAGGCUCAUCAAAUACAGAGGUUAUCUGUCGAAAAGCUUUAUACGACCUACGCCUUUGGCAAGAAGGAAACAUGCCAUCGUACGCCUCAAACCAGUUCAUAGAUUUGGAUGAAGUUCUGUGCAAGCAGCUUCUCAAUCUUGACCUCCGGGAAUCUCCAAAGAUGUCUGCAUUGCCAGUCUCACCAGUCGGCCACAAAAAUACCAGGCCCCCUUGUUCCUUCUCUUCAUCGUGCUUGAGCGACUCCACAGUGAACGCAGCCAGAACCUCUGGCCAUUGGGUUCAGCCCAGCGACAUGCCUCUCCCCUCAAACUGGAACAAGAUGUCGUUUUGGGCUGAGCGUUCAGUCAGCAUGGUGGAGGGCAGCACUGGCAGCCUGGGAUGGGCCUCCACAGAGUCCAGCAGCUGCAAGCUGCCCUCUGCCAGCUCCUGCACCUCCCUGCCAGCCUCUGCCAGCGCCUGUACCUCACCGCCAUCCACGCCAACAGCAUCCGCCAGCACAUCCCCCGCUUCAACCCGCUACAAGACAGAGCUGUGCCGCACGUACGCAGAACGCGGCAUGUGCAAGUACGGCAGCAAGUGCCAGUUCGCCCACGGUCUAGAUGAACUGCGUGACCUCAACAGACACCCCAAGUACAAGACGGAGCCGUGUCGCACCUUCCACUCAGUGGGCUUUUGCCCCUACGGCAUCCGCUGCCACUUUGUGCACAACAAUGAGGAUGACCUCGCGCACAACGGGUCGAAGCCAGUACUAUCCUCCUCUUGCUCCAUCUCAGCAGGCCGUGUCCUAUCCCAGCGUCCCCCUCUCCUCAAACAUAGCUUCAGCUUUGCCGGCUUCCCCUCCAACCCGCCACCCUCAAUGGACACUACCCUGCCCCACACCUUCCUGCGCGCUCCCUCUGUCUCGCCGCCGGCCACGACCGACCUCUCCGAACUGCUCUCGCUCGCCUUCCCCGAUGUAGACAUGGCCUCUGCCUCGCUGAUGGCCGCAGCUGCUGCUGUAACAGCCGCUGCUCUGGAGGCCGGCCGCGAUCCCCAGUCUCAGUUCCUGCCCUCGCCCGACUCGGGCUGCUCCAGCUGCAGCCUGGCCUCUUCCACGCUCCCCUCCCCCCCACACAGCCUUCUGGAGCCAGCUGAGUGCUGCCUGCAGCGGAGCCCCACCGGAGGCCCCGGGGCCGUGUUGGUCGCCACCUCCACUGCCAUGGGUGUCCGGUCCCUCUCCCACACGUCCCUCUCCGACCACGAGGGCGGGUGUGGCAGCUCCGCCAGCAGUCUCAGCGGCUCAGAUUCCUGCGCCUCAGGGUUCGACGGUGUCGGGAGGCGGCUGCCCAUCUUCAGCCAGCUCUCCGUGCCAGAUGAUGGCUUCUGCAGUGAGGGCAGCGGCACAGGCUUCUUUCUGUAGAUGUGAGGGGCCUCUAGCCUUCCACCCCCCAAACCUGUUUUUCUGUUUGAAAGAUCUAACAUAUACUGUGGUAUAUCUACUGUAUGGUAUAGGCAGGUGCCUUGACACAUUUAUUUUUCUUUUACUUAAGCUCAAUGACAUGAGGGAGGCUACAAUCGACUGGGUCGAAAGAGAAUCAGAGUGGUAUAGAGCUUGUUAUAGGUUUGGUUUAUAUAUAAAAAAGACGAGUUGACCAUCUCUAAUAGUGUGGCCUUAAAAAUAGGCUGUAAAAGACAUUGAGUAUCGCUGAAAAAGCAUUUGAGUAAACAAAUGUAUUGUUCCCAAACAAGAAAUUUCAAUGUGAAAAGCCAAAGACCAGGGUUUAAGAGUUGUCAAGUUUGUUGAAUUAAUUCAAUGUUGUGUCGUUUUAUACCUUUUGGAUAAAGGCGCUUUUUCUAAUGCAGACAGUGUUCCAGACUUGCCUAAAAGCAGACCUCUUCCAAAACGGCUGCAGUUUUAAAAUACUAAAGUGCCUGUACGUUGUUUUAACAGGUUUUGUUAGGCUGCAAUAUCAUUGUGUGUUGAAGGGACCUUUUUUUCUGUUUUUUCUUUUGCUUCUUCUUGUGUCUUUGUAUUGAUCAAUGCUUUCAUGGUUCUCUGACUAGACUUUUGAGACGAUGGCUUGACUUUUUUUUUUUUCUUCAACUUUAACUACUACAUAGAAACUGGGUGGCUUACUGUUAAAAAAAUCAUUCAGUAGAGGAGGAUUACUGUCUUAAGGAUGAGGAGGGGGGGGGAAACUUAUUGUGGGUCCAUCAAGCCCCUGGUGCAGUGGAUUGUAUUGUAUUUUAGUGUCUUGUUCAGAUCUCUAGGAAGGAAGUAGUGCUUUUCGUUUGGUUUCUGACCAUUUUUGUAGCUGUUCACAAUGAUGGGUCCCAUUUUCCUUUUGAUUGUAUGAAAUGCCUUUUGGUGGCCGUCAUGUUACACAAGUAGUGUUUAAGGAGAAUCUUUAGUAAAUUAAUUUUUAUUUAUUUUAUUGUAUUUAUAGAGAACAUGCAUUGUGUUUCCUUAAUGUUUAAGUUUAAUAUAUUGGUUUCCUUUUUGUACUGGAAAAUAAACCUUUUUUAAGCGCA
Clupea harengus (Atlantic herring) is the source of this 2562-nucleotide messenger RNA. Its product is annotated as mRNA decay activator protein ZFP36L1. NCBI's taxonomy places the organism in Eukaryota, Metazoa, Chordata, Actinopteri, Clupeiformes, Clupeidae. Gene Ontology annotation, molecular function: metal ion binding; mRNA binding. The record is from RefSeq and is a predicted model, not a curated record.